Molecule: messenger RNA, 3224 nt
Organism: Archocentrus centrarchus (flier cichlid)
Lineage: Eukaryota; Metazoa; Chordata; Actinopteri; Cichliformes; Cichlidae
Gene: scn2b
Product: sodium channel, voltage-gated, type II, beta
Exons: 6
Coding region: 185-841 (218 amino acids)
Cellular component (GO): plasma membrane
Source: RefSeq, a predicted model, not a curated record
AGGCUACAGACACUGCCAGCCAUGUCCUGCCUCUAAAACAAAAAUACAGUUUUUUUUUUUUUUAGCAUUUUAAGGCAAACAAGAGCAGACUUGCUGCUUUUUCUAUUUUACUAUAAUUUUAUAGAUAUAGGCGUCCUAUUUUUUAAAAUAAAAAAAAAAAACAAAAAAACAAGAAGGACAGAAAAUGUCUUCCCCUGCGCUGGAGAGAAGGUCUGGCGUUCAGCUGGUGAGCGCGCUGCUGCUGCUGUUCUCGCUCUCCGGUUGUUCAGCCAUGGAUGUCCUUGUGGCCAGUAAAAUCAAUGCACUGAAUGGAACAACGGUCAAAAUCUCCUGCACAUUCACUUCCUGCUAUAAGAUGGACGUUACCAAGUUUGCCAUGAACUGGACCUACCAAGAAUCCCUCAACGAUACAGAGGAACUGUUUAUGACGUACUAUAAGAAAAAAGGAAUGGUGCCUCUACGAUCAGAGCGGUUUGCAGAAAGGGUCACUUUUGCUGGGAACCUGGAUAAGAAUGACCUGUCAAUCACUCUAUCAGAUGUUCAACUGGUGGAUGAGGGCUUUUACAACUGCUAUGUGAGAAAUCCCCCAGACCGCAUCCAGGGACAUGGUGUCAUACAGCUCAUUGUUGUCACAGAACUACCCCCUCCAAGGGAUUCAACCAUUGCGGUUGCCAUUGGGGCAUCUGUGGGAGGGGCAUUAGCACUGCUGAUCCUUUCGAUGGUAGUAGUGAAAUGUCUUCGUCGACACAGGAAACAGGAACUAAUUUCAGAGGAAAAAAUGGAGGAGGAGGGGAAGCUGGAGGCUGAAGGUGUAGCAGAGGAAGGAACCAAACAACCAUAGUAGAUCAUGGAGUUAAACCAGCAGCCUGUGGAGCUCUCAAAACCUUGACUCAUCCAUCUCUUCUCGAGGAUCUAUAGUAAUCACUGCUUGAAUCACGCCACUUCCUUAUGCUUCCAUCCCUUCUGCAUGUUAGUGUGUGUGGAUGUCCAAUGCACAUAUAUCUGUUUCUUUGUGUGUCUUUGUGUACAUAUGUUUUGAACGUGCCUACGUGUGCGUGCAUAUUUCUGUAUGCCUGAGUGAAAUGUGUCUUUUUCCUCAAAAUGAUCCAGUAACCUAACCAGUAAAUGCAUAUUAUUUUAUUCAUAGCUUUAAGUCAUUGUUAAUAACAUUGGAGGUCUUUCUUAUGACACAGAAUGCCACUUUCAUAGCGCACUACAUGGCAGGCUAUGGGGCUGGGCGGCAUGACUUAAAAAAUUAUAUGAGGGUAUAUUUUGAAUCUAGGACUUUAACUAAAAAGCGUAAUUACAGGAUAAUAUUUUUGCUGUUACUGUUUGUAUAAAUGUAAUGUUUUAUAUUGAAUCCCAUUCUUUGGGAGAGAACCUAUAACUGCCUGCAACGAGCUAUUGAUAAAUACAACAGUGGUUGUGGAGGGAAAGCUUCGAAAGCUGAAGCUAUAUCAACUAUCAUAGGCAGUGUGUAUAUCUGUUAUGUGGCAGUAAAUAGCUGUUAACUCCACUGCCUCCCGAGUCCAAUGUUGGAUGUUCUUUUUAAACAUACAUACUGUGAAUCUAGUGUUUUUUUCUUUUUUUUAAACAUUGCCUUAAAGCCAAGUCUUUAAACUGCCUGUACGGACACCAUGUCUUAACAUACAUUAGAUGCACAGCUGGAACAAGUUUCCAGUGAGCUAACCAAAUUAUGUUUACAGUACAAGGAACUCGAAGUCUACUUGUGUCUUAGUCGGAAAGCAUUCGCAAACAUUCCUAACCUCUGGUGAAUUUUGACAAAGCAGUUGCUCUGUGCACUCGACAGAUGGAGCAGAAAUUUUUGAUUUGAAACCAGAAAAAUGCGUGCUCCAUUAAUAUUUGUCUUUACACUGCAAUAUUUCAAAAUAUACAAUACAUUUUUCAGUAUCUGCAAGUUUUUGAACUGCCCCUGUCUUAUGUCUUAUCCCUGCAUAUGCUUUUCUUAGUUUAUUAUUUAUGUAUUUAUUUGGCUUGUUAGUGAUAAAUGAAUAACUGAACUGGAUAACGUGAUAGCACAAAUAGCUUUUCAGAAUAUGCUGUGUAGUUUAGAUUCUAUACUAAAACAAACAAAAUGGCAUUAUUUUUCUUUUUUAUCUUUCUUUUUUUAUAUAAUUCUACUGUAUGUCAUACCGCCCACCCCCAUAACAGGCACCUUUCCAUUAAGCCUGGUACUGUAUAGGAAUGACUUAGAGUGCCUGAAUACACAAGUUGCAGUUUCUCUGUUUUACAUACAAUUAAAGAGUUUUAGUACUAGAGAAUACAAUCCUGAUGAUAUCUGUGGCUGCAGUGCAUUUGCAUGUAGAGUUUCCACUCAGAGUUCUCACAAACCUGUGCAAUAUGAAUAAAACUAGCACUUUGUAAAAAUCCAAAACUUAUGAAAGAAAAUGUCACUGCUUCCCAAUACAUGCACUUUUUAGAGUGUAUAGAAAAGCUUCAGAAGAAUAAUGUAUAAAAUAGUUGUAAAGCUUUACAAAUUCUAUUCUAACUCAGUCUCCAAAGUAAUUUUAACUUUACCUCAGCAGUGGUGUGCAAAGCUAGAUUGCCUUGCAUCUUAACACACUGACACAUUCUAAUAUAAAUGUAGUGGCGAGCAAUGAAAAUGAGAAAAACUUACAGAGUACACAUGUUAUAAAUAUAUAAUAAAACAUUAUAGGGAAUGUGUGGUUGUUGGUUGUGUAUUUGAUUAUUAUGUUGGCUAGAGAACCUUGAAUGUUUAAAAAAUGUAUUUAUAUAUUCUCAUAGUAAAAUCACUCUUUAAUGUCAGUCCAGCAUGCACACUUUGUUAUUCUCAGAAUGACCCUUUGAUGAUUCAGCUACAGUUUAAUGUGAUAAUGAGCCACCGAUGACACGAGGUGAUGUCUCAACAGCAACAAUAAUACUGGAGGGUGGUUAGUGCUUCCAAAUCUGAUGGCUUGGCCUGAUCUUUUUUUUUGGCUUUGUUAAAAACACAAUAAUACUAAUAAAUUGUGUACAGGUCUGUAUUUUGGCCUGUUAAGGUCUUGGGUCUUGCUUAGUCUAUUUUAUGAUUGUCUACAAUAUUAUAAUUUGUUGUCCAUCAUCAUGGAUGAUGUACUGCAUAAUUUCAUCUAAUACUAAUAGUAUAUAUUCACAGUUACGUGUUGUUCUGUGCUGGUCAAUAAAACUAAAACUGUUACUUCAUACUGUCAUGUUCUAAAUAAUAAAGUGAUUAUUUGUUUGAA